This is a messenger RNA of Saxophila tyrrhenica, 714 nucleotides long. RefSeq lists its product as uncharacterized. Bases 1 to 714 code for a protein of 237 amino acids. The record is from RefSeq and is a predicted model, not a curated record. Gene Ontology annotation, biological process: proteolysis. Lineage: Eukaryota; Fungi; Ascomycota; Dothideomycetes; Mycosphaerellales; Extremaceae. The transcript is spliced from 2 exons. Gene Ontology annotation, molecular function: endopeptidase activity; tripeptidyl-peptidase activity.
AUGAAUAUAUUCAAUCAGCGUAAAAUAACCAUGCGCUUGGUCACUGCAUUCGUCAACUGCAGCAUACUCUGUUCGUUGCUCACUUCUGCUACUGUGCUACCUCACACUCAUGUUCUCCACGAGAAACGAGAGGUCCCGUUUGCGGAAAGCAUUGAUCGACAACGUAUUGAACCGGACGCCAUCCUGCCAAUCCGAAUUGGCUUGAACACCAACGGAGAUGCGACUCGCCUGGCAGAGCAAUGGAUCAUGGCCGUAUCCGAUCCUGCAUCAGCGGAUUAUGGCCGUCACUGGACGCAGGACCAAGUCACCGAGGCCUUCCAACCCACCGAGCAGACUGUCAAUACAGUCAAGGCGUGGCUUGAGGAACACGGCAUCAAUAGAUACACACACAGCACCAAUAAGCAAUGGAUCGCUUUCGAUACAACUGCCGCCAAAGCCGAAGAGUUGCUGCAGACCAAUUUCUUCGAACAUCAGCACUCGUCCGGCCGAACGCUUGCUUCUUGUGACAGCUACCACCUCCCAGACAGCGUCUCCGCGGUGGUAGACUACAUCACUCCAGGCGUCAAAGCAAGUGAUGUAACUGGUCGCACGAGGCGCAGUCGCCAACGGAGACACGAGACUGUCGGGGAACAAGCAGUUCAGAGAAGAGACCCAACUAGCGACAACGAGUUUCCUUUCCCGCCAGAUCCUACCGAUCUGUCCCGUUGCGAUUAA